Molecule: messenger RNA, 3260 nt
Organism: Pseudo-nitzschia multistriata
Lineage: Eukaryota; Bacillariophyta; Bacillariophyceae; Bacillariales; Bacillariaceae
Source: the annotation of a GenBank genome assembly
CGGCACGCACUACAUCAAGUCGCUGCACCAUAUAGUGCAACAAGCCAUCCGAAUACAAACACGCUAGCAAAACAAAUCGGCAACGAUACAAUCUACCGUACUUGGAACAAGCAACCUUCCGUUAAAAGCUUCAUCGAAUCAAAGAGUACGCAUAGUGGACGACAUGAAUCGUGCAUUCCGAUACGGGGAAUCGCCUUUUUCGUGUUCACCGACAAGCACCAGGGACACCGCCUACAUAGUAGAAAAGAGUCCGACCAGAGGCGGCAAAGCAACCAUUUCUAUGAUGCCAAACACGACGAAUGCGACAACCAGCACGACAAAGAAACUGCCCCGUUUCCACUGCUCGGAGAAAAACCACAAAUACCAAUCGACGGUGGAUGCUCCCUCGGCUACGACCGGAAGCCAAAGGAGCAUCGCGGUCCCGCAGUCGCUUGCGAACCUAAGGAGUCAGCUGAAUUAUUCGUCUUCAUCGUCGGUGACGUCGUCCUCGUCCUCGUCCUCGUCCUCGUCGUCUUCACUGGAGGGAGGUAAUGUCAUCGCGUUGCACACGAAUAACAAUGCAAAUGAUUUUGCUGUGCAGGACCGAAGAAACAACAACAACAGCAGGAACAACAACAACAAUACAAUGCCAAGAAGGAGGCUUCACACUAACAGUUUUUCACCGUCCGUGACACAACGGCAAACCCAAAAGCAUCCAAAAGAACAGCCACAGCACUACCAAGAGCAACAAUACCAUGCACAACAAGGCAUUUUUCGACGGCGUGCCGUACCGCUACACUACGAACAACGCCCUUUCAAGCAGCAACGGAGUAUGUCUCAGAGCCCCCACCGCCCCCGAGACACGUUGCGAAUAUCUCCGGAACAACGGGGGCAGCAGCAACGCAACACCAAAGAACCAUCCACUAGCAGCACAGCCAACAUAGCAAUGCUCAUGUUGCCGAAUUUCCAGGAUCCUUCUUCGUCUACGGAGCAAGUCUCCGAUGCUCCCCCGCCCCCACCCCUGUGGACGGAAGGAUUCGCGAAGGGCCUGGCAGAUUCCAUUGCACGAACACCGCAGCCCCUUGGCGCCAACAGGGCGCGGCGAAAAUUUUGGUCUCGUCUGAAACCCCAGGAUAUCAUCCGAGUUUCCUCGCUCAGCGAGGACAGCUGCGAGGAUACCAGCAAUACCGGGAGUGCCUAUUUUGAAGACGAAGACAAGCACGAAGACGACAACGGGGUGCUCGGAUGCGGAUCUUUCUCGAGUGUGACGAGGAUCUGCGUCCGUGGAAAGGGGACCAAGCAGUAUGCCCUCAAGCACCUCAAGCAGGACUUGCUUCCCCCGAGGCUGUCCGAGGACUGCCUGACGAACGGCUCCACCGCCGCCUUCGAGAGGGCGGCAAGAGAACUCGCACGGGAGGCGAAUCUCCUGUCCCGCUUCGGGAACGAACACCCACACAUUAUCAACAUCGUGGGUUGGACGGACGGUGGUGCCGCCUCCUAUGCGGCCUAUAUGAGGCACGAUGCGUUCUUUCUGGUUCUCGAGUUGCUGCAGGAAGAAACCCUCGACGACCGCAUAGAGCGCUGGAACCACGACGAUGCCCAGCUCCGGCAGAAACAAACGGUGGCGACAAACCCGGACAAUCCGAGGCUUCAUUUCAUUCGGCGGAAGAUCGAACAACUGACGAUCUGCAAGCAGAUCGCGGACGCUCUUUCCUACAUCCACUCCAAAAACAUUGUUUACCGAGAUUUGAAACCCCAAAACAUCGGAUUUGCGAUCCCGACCAAGAAGACCAGCAGUGUCGCGAACGACGGUGACAGCAACAACGUGGUGGUCAAGCUCAUGGAUUUCGGACUCGCGAGGGAACUCCCCACGAGUGGAACGAUUCUUCCCAAGCAGCCACAGCAACAGCAACCAGCUAGAUCUCAACCACCGCGAUCUCCAAACAAAAACAACAAAGACCCGACAUUUUCAACCCCUUUCAACGGACUGUUCGACAUGACCGGUACGGUCGGGACGCUGCGAUACAUGGCACCCGAGGUGUGCAUGCACCGUCCCUACGGACUGGAAUGCGACAUCUAUUCGUGGAGCAUUGUUGCCCAUGAGAUCCUAUCGCAAACGAGACCCUACGAAGACAUGACCCCCGAUAUGUACCAGACCUUGGUUUGCUUGCAAGGCGUGAGGCCCCAGAACGGUAGCAAUGGCAGGGGCAUGCCCUCCGAAUACACGGUCCUGCUAACCCAGGCCUGGAGGACCGACCCAUCGAAGCGGUUGCGUCUGGAUCGGAUCAUGCGCCAGCUCGAUUUGUUCCUGCAAAAAGAAAAACUCAUGCUGGAAGCCCAGGAGCUCCUAUUGGGCAUGCCCGAGAGCAACGAAUCGCCCCUGUCGCUUUCCCUCUCCUUUGCAGAGAGGAGCAGCACCAGCAGCCGGAGCCACCAUCACCGCCAUACGCGCGGAAUCCAUUGCGGAUAUCGUGUGCGGUCUCCCCAGUACCGAGGUGGAAAGGCGAAAUACGGCAAUAGCAGCAGCAGCAGCAACGGCAACAAACGAAGCCGGAAUCAAUACAACGGGGGGAACAAAUCGCACAAUGGUGUUAUCUUCCCAAAUUCUACGAUGCACUGCUAUGACAGUGGCGGCGUUUCACCAUCCCCCCCCGCUUACAGCUGUGUGUCACCAACACGCCCUUCUUUGCCGUCUCUCGGCUAUACAUAUAGCAGCAGCCACAACGGAACGAAUCACGAAGGCGAAACCAACCAUUAUUACGGCAGAAACAACAGCAGUGAAAAUUUGUUCCGACGGGAGCAGCAAAUCCACUUGGAACAAUCCGCCGAGAAGGCCGCGACCAUAAGUCCGGAUCCCUGUUACUACCAGCUGAGACAAUCCCAACAGCAGCACCCUUAUCGCCACCAACAACACCGACAAGACCCGAUGAUUCCUCAUCACCAAAAGCAACACACACGAAAACCAACACCGAAUUCUUUCCAUUCACCGCAGCGGCCGGUUGAUACAAGUAUCUCAAUCGAUAACCAAAACAGAGGUGGGCAAUGGAACCAAAAAGAGCAGGGGUACUAGUUCGUGCGGACAACGGUAGUUUACGAAAGUUGGGAACAACGAGUUUCGUUCGUGAACAUCCAAUACUGGAGCAGAGUAGAAACCAAAUUUCUGGAAAAGCUCUUCUAGCUGCUGUUCCUGGAUUGAAUCUAUUAUGUAAUUUUAUCACAAACCCAAUCCCAAACUGGUUACGAUUCUAGCUGUUUUCCAACAAUAGAAAAUGUGUAUCAGU